AUGUUGUAGUGGUUGUAGUAUGUUACCGGAAGUAUACCUGUAAACAACAGUGAGAAAAUUCUAAACUGCUUGUGUUUGUUACAUCAAGUGGUAGAAACGUGGAAUAUCGGUAAAUGCUUGUCUAAUCUGCUCAGACAUGAGCGUCUCUUUGGAUAUUAAAUUAAAAAGAGCCAACAAGGUGUAUCAUGAGGGGGAAACUGUGGCUGGUGUCGUCAUGUUGUCGUGUAAGGAGGCCAUGCAGCAUCACGGCAUUUCUCUGAGCAUGGAGGGGAUUGUGAACCUGCAGCUGAGCUCCAAGAGCGUGGGUGUCUUUGAGGCUUUCUACAACUCCGUCAAGCCCAUCCAGCUGAUCAACAGCAACAUCGAGGUUGCCAAGGCUGGAAAAGUCCCUGGAGGUAAAACUGAGAUCCCCUUCGAGUUCCCUUUGCACACAAAAGGCAACAAAGUGCUCUAUGAGACCUACCAUGGCGUCUUUGUCAACAUCCAGUAUUCUCUACGCUGUGAUCUGAAGCGCUCCCUGCUGGCCAAAGAUCUGAGCAGGACCUGUGAGUUCAUCGUCCACUGUCAGCCUCAGAAAUCUAAAGUUGUUCCCACUCCGGUCAACUUCACCAUCACUCCUGACACCCUGCAGAACACGCGUGAAAAGAGUUCUCUACCGAAGUUUCUCAUCAGAGGCCAUUUAGACGCCACCAAUUGUGUGAUCAGCCAACCGCUGACGGGAGAGGUGGUGGUGGAGAACUCGGAGGUCCCCAUCAAGAGUAUUGAGCUGCAGCUCGUUCGGGUGGAGACCUGCGGCUGUGCUGAAGGUUACGCCAGAGACGCCACAGAAAUCCAGAACAUCCAGAUAGCUGAAGGUGAUGUCUGCCACGGCCUCUCCAUCCCCAUCUACAUGGUGUUUCCUAGACUGUUCACCUGCCCCACCCUGGAGACCACCAACUUUAAAGUGGAGUUUGAAAUCAACGUCGUUAUUGUGCUUCAUGACGAUCAUCUGAUCACAGAGAAUUUCCCCCUAAAGCUUUGCAGAGUCUGAACAUCUCGCCUGAAUCCACAAUGGAGAUUCUGGAUCUUUAGCAGGAAGUUCGUCCUGACUAAAUCCAAAAUGAAGAAAACUUUGAAGAGACAUUUUUCUGUCAUUCCACUUUGUGACUUCAAAUGUGCAAUAGUGAUAAAUCAGCACUUCAAACUGCAAAUGUUUGAAAUACUUCCCUAAUUUUUUACGUUUUUUUGUAAAGAGCAAAAUAAACUUUAACCUGCAAGACUCUGAAACGAA
This is a messenger RNA of Oryzias melastigma (Indian medaka), 1270 nucleotides long. RefSeq names its product VPS26 endosomal protein sorting factor C (gene vps26c). The record is from RefSeq and is a predicted model, not a curated record. The transcript has 8 exons. The coding region runs from base 137 to 1030 and encodes 297 amino acids. Gene Ontology annotation, biological process: intracellular protein transport. Gene Ontology annotation, cellular component: endosome. Lineage: Eukaryota; Metazoa; Chordata; Actinopteri; Beloniformes; Adrianichthyidae.